UUGAAAAACAGCUAGCCUCAAGGACACCUGCAUCCACCAAUGCUACGGCCACGUUUCGGGAGCGUUCGCAGGAACUCGGUCCUUAAAUUGCACCUGAUAGGACACCUAACUAGGUCCUUGCCCACUUUCAUCUUUUCCAAUCAAACUGCAGAUCACGAAUAGAUAGAGCUUGUGCCACCUUUGACCCUCUUUCCCUUGCCAUCAUGUCCGGCGGUCUCUACGAAGUUUACCGACGCUCUGAGCUCGCUCUCCCUGACCUCCCUCAGGUGCUUAAGACUCGUCGGUUAUGGGACACCGUCUUCACCCACAGUGCACUACCUAACGGAAAUAAGGUCCUAGCUACGCUGGGAUACCGCAUUAUUGCCACAUGUGUGACCGAGUGGUUGAUCGAUGCGGAUCCAGCACUGACGAAUUCCGAACUGGCUGUUCGGCUGGGCGAGCGAGUUAACGAACCACUGCUGGCAGCGUUCGCUGAUGAGCAUGCAUUAUCCCCUCGCUUACAAGUCCCCAAAGGCUCUCCAAAAUCCUCACGCCAUUCCACCGAGACCAAGGCUACGUUGUUCGCAGCUUACGUCGGAGCUGUGUAUCGUGAUCAUGGUUAUGAGCUGGCUAAAGAAUGGAUUUUUUCUCUCAUGGAUUGGGACAAUGAUACGAUGCUUCGAAUUCUUCAGCAGCGCUGAAAAUUGGACGUGUAGUGCAGACGCGGCCUUCCUUCCUUCCUUCCUUCCCCUCACGCUGGUCGGCGGGAUCUUAGCAUACCAUCGACGGGGUGAAGUUUUGCCUUAUUCCGGAUCUCCCCUUGUCGUUCAACACAAGAGAAAGCAUCCUUCUUGGCUUGAGUUAUGCUUCGCCUGGGGCAAUCCCGUGUAAUCGUAGCUCAUAUGUUG
This is a messenger RNA of Cantharellus anzutake, 887 nucleotides long. RefSeq names its product ribonuclease III domain-containing protein. NCBI's taxonomy places the organism in Eukaryota, Fungi, Basidiomycota, Agaricomycetes, Cantharellales, Hydnaceae. Gene Ontology annotation, molecular function: ribonuclease III activity. Bases 204 to 680 code for a protein of 158 amino acids. Gene Ontology annotation, biological process: RNA processing. The transcript has 5 exons. The record is from RefSeq and is a predicted model, not a curated record.